UGAGGCUUUAUAAUCAUAUACCUUCAGAAUGUAAUCAAACUGUAACAAACAUAUCUUGCUUGACAAUUGCCAAAUCAAGUUUAUUAUUCAUUACAUGCAAAAAUAAAAAUAAUAAUUAAACUCUAAGUAAUAUAAUCAAAUCUAAUGGACUAAAGCAUUAUGUAAUAUACACUAAAAAGCUUGAGAAUAGUAGAUCUUUGAAAUGACCUUUUAAACAUUUUCAUUGGACUAUUUAUAAACAUAUUUAAAAUACUCACAUUAAUAUAUUAUUGAUGUAAUAAAAAGAAUUUUACAACCUAUGUAAAAAACAGUUUAAAGAAAUUUGUUUGGAAUGAAUGCCAGCAAUUAAAUUGUGGAAAAAACUCUAAAUAAUAACCAUUUAAUGCCCAUGAUUAUUAAAAACAAACUAUUUAAAAAACUAAAUAAUUUCAACCAAAGUGUUAUUUACUUAAUCUGUGAAUAAUAUAAUCAUUUUCCCACGCAUAUAUAAUCCUGCACUAGGUUUCUUAAGUAUCUUUCUUUGCCUAGUAGAAAUACGGCCUCAAACUGUGGGGAUCUGGAGCAUAUUUCCUUCAUCCUCAAGGCAUGUACUAUCCACAUGUGGUGCAAACCGGUAUGACAGCACCUUAUGGUGGUGGAGUCUUUCCUCCUCAAAUUAAUAGAAUCGGAUCUAUAAUGAGUUCUACAAACGUAACCAAUGAUGCCAAACCUUUAUCAAUAAGCAUCAAGGAUGAAAAUUUGGGUAGUCAUCAACAAUCAACUGCUGUUCAAGUUACUCAAGCCAAUCCAUCCACACAAUGCUCCACUAAAGCCCAAUUAUCACAAGGAAAUUUCAGUCCACCAUCCCCUUCAAAUGAAGUCGAACAACAAGCUAUGUCUGAAGUUUUUCAAGCAGCAGUUGCGGCUGCUGUAGUUGCGGCUAACAGCAAUGUAAAUCAACAGGCUGUUUCUACUACCGUUACUAAUGACAUCGAUUCGGAUACAAAUGCAGAUGCCAAUUCUCUCAUCCCAGCAUCUUCGAAUGCCAUGACACCAUCUAUACAAACCCAAAUAAAUGAAUCCAAAGGCCAACCUAAAAGAUUACAUGUCAGUAAUAUCCCUUUUCGGUUCAGAGAUCCUGACUUACGAGCUAUGUUCGGGCAAUAUGGUCCAAUUUUGGAUGUAGAAAUCAUUUUUAACGAACGUGGCAGUAAGGGGUUUGGUUUUGUAACAUUCGCAAAUUGUUCAGAUGCAGACCGAGCACGUGAGAGACUACAUGGCACAGUGGUUGAGGGCAGGAAAAUAGAGGUUAAUAAUGCUACAGCUCGAGUUCAAACUAAAAAAGCAACAGGGCUUCCCAACGUUUGUGUCCAGUGGCCAGAAGCUGCAGCACUGAGAGGUGUAGCUAUUCAAAGAGGACGAAUGAAUACUACAAGAACAUCGUUUCCGGCCAGUGCAGCUUUGGCUUUAUCACGCAACCCUUCAAUCGCAGCAGCUGCUACUGCAUUGCAUCCAUUUGCUCAGGCUAUGUAUUACGACCCAUUUAUUGCUGCGCACUCUGCCACUCAAGAUCCAAGCUAUCGAUUGCAGGCCGCUGCUGCAGCUGCAGCUGCAUCGCCAUUACUGAAAGCUCCACUCUCGUCAACACAGCAAGCUUCAUAUGCAGCAGCAGCCACAUAUACAGCUGUUGCAGCUCGAGCAUAUGGAGCUGCUGCUGCUAGUCAACCUGUUGCAGGGUAUACAACUGUAGCUGGAUAUGGUCGUGAUUUUUCAGACCCCUACAUAGGACAUGGCAUUGGUCCUGUAACAGGAUAUGGGGCAACAGUUUAUAGAAGCGGUUACAAUAGAUUUACACCGUAUUAAAGGGGUUUGCAAUUGAAUCUCUAUUUAUGAUUCUAAUGACAAAUAAUGAGUACCAUAAAUAUUAUAGGAUACUAAACAUAGGCAUUUGUUAUUGGGAAUUUUUUUGAAUUUUUUGUAUAAAUAUUCUGUAUUUGUCGAUUUCACCAGACCAUUGUAUAUUUUAUCAUUUUCAUCGAGAACUGAGCUUAUCCAUGACAAAGUCCAGAAUACUCAAAGUUAAUGUUAAUUAAAAUUUUUUAUUUUAGAUAUUGCUUUGUGAAUCCGCAGACACUGUUUAUAUAUUUUUAUUUCCUUACCAA
Messenger RNA from Trichogramma pretiosum, 2141 nucleotides. Its product is annotated as RNA binding protein fox-1 homolog 3-like. The record is from RefSeq and is a predicted model, not a curated record. Lineage: Eukaryota; Metazoa; Arthropoda; Insecta; Hymenoptera; Trichogrammatidae. The transcript has 12 exons. Gene Ontology annotation, molecular function: mRNA binding. Gene Ontology annotation, cellular component: nucleus; cytoplasm. Bases 586 to 1842 code for a protein of 418 amino acids. Gene Ontology annotation, biological process: nervous system development; regulation of alternative mRNA splicing, via spliceosome.